ACGAGGCGCAGGGUGGGAGGGAGCGGCUGCGCCGAGCUGCUCGUCCUCCCUUUCUCUCAGCAUCCUCCGGUGAUCGGGAGGUGAUACAGGCACAGCAGCAUCCAUGGCCUGCCCAUAGACACAGCGCUUAUUUUUUAUCUCCUUUUUAUCCUGGCAGCUGAGCAACCCCGGGAUCGGAGGUGUUUGAAGGGCUUAUGUGAAGCAGCUGGUUACUGGGAUCGUAUUCUCCUGGAUUUUUUCAGGCUCCUUGGAAAUUAAGGAAUGCAAUUCUGCCACCAUGAUGGAAGACCAUGACAUCAAAGUCAUCCCCCCGUGUUCACAUACAUGACACAUGGGGAACCAGGCACACAAGAACAGGACUGAAAAAACGUACAAGGAAGGCCUUUGGUAUACGCAAGAAAGAAAAGGAUACUGAUUCCACAGGGUCGCCGGACAGGGAUGGCAUCCCGCCCAGCCCUCAUCCCAAUGAGCCACCUUGCAAUAGCAAACCUGAGAGUGUGCAUGAAGGAGGAAAUAAAAAUUCGAAGAAAACAAAUGGUGCCCCCAAUGGAUUUUAUGCGGAGAUCGACUGGGACAGAUACAAUUCACCUGAGCUUGAUGAGGAGGGAUAUAGCAUCCGACCUGAGGAACCAGGCUCUACCAAAGGAAAACACUUCUACUCCUCAAGCGAAUCCGAAGAGGAAGAGGAGGCGCACAAGAAGUUCAACAUCAAGAUCAAGCCUUUGCAGGCUAAGGACAUCCUGAAGAGCGCAGCGACGGUGGAUGAGCUGAAGGCAUCGAUAGGCAACAUUGCACUUUCUCCAUCCCCUGUGAGGAAAAGUCCGCGGCGCAGCCCGGGGACGAUUAAAAGGAAUUUAUCCAGUGAGGAGAUCGCACGGCCCCGGCGUUCCACACCGACACCAGACCUCACCAGCAAGAAACCCGGGGAGGACCCGGCAGCGCUGGCCCCUCUCUUUGGGCCCCCCCUGGAGUCUGCGUUCGAGGAGCAGAAGCUGGAUGCUACCCUAGAUCAGCCUGAGAUAUGGGGCUCGGUCCAGCCCAUCAAUGCAAGCGUAGAGUCCCCAAAGCUACCGAGACCUUUUCCGACUGGAACUCCUCCACCGCUCCCACCCAAGAACAUCCCGGCCACGCCGCCACGCACCGGCUCCCCGCUGACGGUGGGAACAGGAGGGGACCAGACAGCAGCAGAGCUCAAAAGUGACAAAAAACUUCCGUCCAUCAAUGACUUGGACAGCAUUUUUGGCCCCGUGGUGUCCCCCAAGCCUGCUGCUGUUAACGCAGAAGUCAAGUGGGUCAAUUUUUCCGAUCAAUCCCCGGAAAACGUGACUCCGGAGUUGACGCCCCGAGAAAAAGCUGGGUCCCCAGCAGUGGGCAGCCCGGCCGACGCUCCCCGGGCCGAGCCCUCUCGCCCGCUCCCCUCGCCGCUCCACCUGGAAGAGGUUCACAAGAAGUUUUCUGAGCAUCCCUACCUUAAGGAUGAUAACUCGGAGCCAGCCGCCUCCCCCAAAGAUUUUGGGCUGGGACAAAGAGCGACCCCGCCGCCCCCUCCACCGCCCACCUACCGCACGGUGGUCUCAUCCCCCGGACCGGGCGGCAGCAGCGGCACGGGAAGCACCAGCGGGUCCUCGUCCCCAGCUCGUCCCGGCACGCCGCUGGCCGCCUGCGGCACCCCCCCGCCACCACCGCCCCGGCCCCCGUCCCGGCCAAAGCUGCCCCCCGGCAAGCCCAGCGUCACCGAUGUGUCCAGGCCUUUUAGCCCACCUAUUCACUCAUCCAGCCCUCCUCCGAUAGCACCUUUAGCCCGGGCUGAAAGUACUUCUUCCAUCUCUUCCACCAACUCCCUGAGCGCAGCCACCACUCCCACCGUCGAGAAUGAACAGCCUUCCCUCGUUUGGUUUGACAGAGGAAAGUUUUAUUUGACUUUCGAAGGCUCCUCACGGGGACCCAGCCCCCUCACCAUGGGGGCACAGGACACCCUGCCUGUCGCCGCCGCCUUCACAGAAACCGUCAAUGCGUAUUUCAAAGGGGCCGACCCGAACAAGUGCAUCGUGAAGAUCACCGGGGAGAUGGUGCUGUCGUUUCCAGCCGGCAUCACCCGACACUUUGCCAACAACCCCGCUCCGGCGGUACUCACCUUCCGCGUGCUGAACUACAACCGGCUGGAGCACGUCCUGCCAAACCCCCAGCUGCUCUGCUGUGACAACACACAGAGUGAUGCCACCACCAAGGAGUUCUGGGUCAACAUGCCAAAUCUGAUGACUCACCUAAAGAAGGUAUCGGAACAGAAGCCGCAAGCCACCUAUUACAAUGUGGACAUGCUCAAAUACCAGGUAUCUGCCCAGGGUAUUCAGUCUACUCCAUUAAACCUUGCAGUGAGCUGGCGGUGUGACCCUGCAAGCACUGACCUCCGCAUCGACUACAAAUACAAUACAGAGGCAAUGACCACACCGGUUGCUCUAAACAACGUCCAGUUCCUUGUCCCCGUCGAUGGAGGAGUAACCAAACUUCAAGCUGUGCUUCCUCCUGCUGUCUGGAAUGCUGAACAGCAAAGGAUAUUGUGGAAGAUCCCUGAUAUCUCUCAGAAGUCGGAAAAUGGAGGUGUGGGGUCUCUGCUGGCCCGGUUCCAGCUGUCAGAGGGGCCCAGCACCCCAGCCCCCCUGGCUGUGCAGUUCACCAGCGAGGGGACCACACUCUCCAGCUGUGACAUUGAGCUCGUCGGCGCUGGGUACCGCUUCUCCCUCAUCAAGAAGAGGUUUGCGGCAGGUAAAUACUUGGCUGAUAACUGAUGGGAGCUUAUGCAAGUCUAUGGAAAAUAAUACGGAAAACACCCAAGGACUGCUGUGCGUGGAACGGGUUUUAAUUACAGUUUAAGGAAAAUGAACUAAAUCCUGCACUCGGGACAUUUCUGUUGGAAGUGAUGACAACUUUCAGCAUUUUUUUUCCUUGGAAAACACCGUCUUGACCAGUCCUACAGUAUCUACUUCUAGAUGUAACAUUGUUAAUGGUUUUAAAAUGUAAUUAUUGUAUUUGUAAAUUGUACUCAUUCCAGUAAGGCUGUAUUUUGGCCGUUAGACACUUGAGUUUUAGCAUUUUACCAUUCAUGAAAUGGAUGUAAUUUAAACUGUGGUAUAUAAAUUUAAUAGUAGUACUGUUGAAUGGCACAAUGCUUACAGAGGUAGAUUACAUUUUGUCAAUAUAUACGAUUUAAAUACAAUACUGAUAGCUGUUAUGAAGGGGGUGCCUCAUAAAAAGAGAGUAAAAAUGACAGGCUGAUUUACUUUUUCUUCAGUCCUUAGUAUGUCUCACAGUGACGAAUAAAAAUCUCUGUCUUCAGGUUUAGCUGGUUUAAGUCCAGAAAAAUAUUGUUGUAAAUGUGGAGGUUCCUAGUACAGUCUCCCAGCAAAAUGUGGAAAAAAAUGUCACUUCUACAAAGAGUAUUUACAUCGAAUUUCCAUUACCACAAACCUCCGUGAACGUGCCCGUGUUCUCUUAGGGCCACAGAUGACCCGUCAGGAGUCCCAGCAGUGCGUAUGUAGGUGAUGAGUGCUUCUCUUUGCCCCAAGUCUUUACAUUUUGCAGACAUGUAGACAAGGAGAUAAGCAGGCAAAGAGGUUGGGUAGUUACUCUGACCUUACACACUGUCCAGAAAAGUUAUUGCUAUUUUUAAGGAUACACUUUCCUGAGCAGUAUCUAGAUUUUUGGUUGUAUUUCUAUGUUCCUUUGCUUGCUUUUUCUGUUAUUUUUUUCUUUGGUUGAUUGGCUUGAGGUUUUUUUUCCUAUUUUUGAAAGCCCCUACAUGUCGAUGGUGUGGCAGCUGCCAGGGUGGAGAGCUGGUUUCAAAGGGACAAUUUGGUGACGUGGGCUAAAAAACGGGGAUUUUUUCAAAAUUAUUUGCAGCUGGUGUUCAGAUGCAAAGAGCAGCGUAGGAGCAUCCACUAAAUGGGGUGCUGGCGACUUUAGAAAUGUGUGAGAUGACAAAUAGUGCUAAUUUUACAGUCACAAAUGCUGCCAGGAUAGGGCUUGUGCAUUUGUGCUGGAAAACUUUGUGCGUGUUGGGAUGUACUUUCUCACAGCAGUUUGGAGUGACGUAAGAAAACAGUAAUCUGUGCCCACCUUAAAAGAAAACAAGGAAAUCUGGAGAUAUUUCAGUUCUGAGGUGACUCCCAGACUGAGGUAUGUGUGAUAGGCUGCCUGAGUUGUGUGUGUGCUUAUAGGAGGUGUCAACACAGAGGUGAAAGCAGAAUUAAGUUACGCAACUUCAUACAUCUUCACAGUUUUUGAAAAGACACUUGCCAGAACUCCUGGAGGGAGUGUUCAACUCCAUUAAUAAUUUUUCCCCUGAAAUGAAAUUAUGUAUAAACUGUGUACCUUACCCCUUUCUGACAUAGGAAUAUAAAGCAAAAUUUAAGAAUCAGUUUUUGCAUAAUUGGUUCAUGCUGUAUACAAUUGUUAUAAACUCAUGCUUUGGAAAGUGAUCUAUGCCAUAGUCCUGAAAUUAAGGAUUUUAUAAUGUAAAUAUUACCAGAACAUAGAUAUUUUAGUUUAUAUUUCAUUUGAAAGACAAGGUGUUUACAUUAGCACUGUUUUUUUUAAAUGCUUUUUAAACAAAAACUUGCAUAACCCAAGGCUCGCAAGCUUGUCCUGUUUGUGCUGUCACAAAACCCACGUCACAUUUUCUGGGUGCGUGGGGGUGCUGUGAUGCAGCCCCUGUGGCCUGGGUAGAGAGAUGAGUCCUGCACCUUUUCUGGUGUGAAUUGCACCCCAGUUUGGUGUGCUGGCAGCCCCACGGGGACACCAUCCCCUUCCAGCCAUCAUAAGGUGACACAAAACAGCUAUUCCCAGCCCAAACACUUGGUUUUUCCCAGCAGUUUUGGCACAGGUGUUUUGUAUACUGCUUUUGGCAAUUUUUUUGUGUAGUGUUUCAGUUCACGGGGUGUUUGCUCAGCAGUGUCAAACUGCACGUCUCUGAUUUUCCUCCCUGCAUGGCCCUUGCGAGGAGACACUGUUCUGUGUCCAUGCCUGAGUUUUCCUGCCCUGCCGGUGUUUGAGCAGAGGGCAGAGCAGCCAAGUGCCCCAGGGAUGCUUAUUUUGUCAGAUUUUUGUCUUCCUGUGAGCGGUACGAGCGUGGCACCCCAGCAUUACCCUGUGUGCAGAGGGGGAACAGACCAGGUGAUUUUCUAAGCCUGACAUGCAGGAACCUGGCCUUCUUUCCACCUGGCUUUGAGAAGGUGUCAGCCAAAAAAAUAUUGUGAGCAGCAGCUUGGGAUGUAGCAGACUUAAAAAGGGUCAUAUAUAGGGAUGUUUAUCCCCAAUUUCAGCUUCCGUAGUAGCAGUGAGAGCGCUCUGGAAAGGGCAGGGGGGAUGCACUGCCCUGUUGCAUUCAGGGUGCUCGAGCUCUGCAGUCUUCAUCUCCGCUUUUAGGCAGGAAAAAAUGUGUAUUUUCAGAGAAUGCAUCUGUUGGGGCCUCCCUGCCCGCUAGCAGAGAGCAGCUACAUCAGUGGGGAGUUGAAAAAGCAGCGAUUUGGUUGCCUGUGAGUCACCUGCGUCCCUAGAGCCAAGCGUAUCUUGCUGGGCAUGUGGUCCCGAGGGGCUUUUCUCAAGUCAGGCUGAGGUUGAAAAGGAGGGCUCAGUCCUCCAGCACCGCACCCCUUAACUCAGCAGCACUCUGAGCUGGUUAUCUGAGCCAAAAAAAAGGCUAAAUUAAAAAAAAAAAAAAAUAGGUGUGAUGCAUGCACAGAAAGGCUUUGGCUUGGAGACUUGCGUGGGCAUGUCCUCAGCCACAUCUCCCCAGAGGGAUUUUCCUUGGGUCCCCCAGUAGCCACCAGCAGCCCAGUGCCCGCUGAUGGACUGGAAGUGUUUUUCCCCAUGAACAUGUGCAGAUUUGGGCAGCAGGAAGCCUUUUAAUUUGCAACUUUCAUCUUCUGUUUGUUGCAAAUAUUGACAAUUAUCAGACAGCUUACAGUGCUCCUCACAGGAGAUGUUUCAGACCAAUUUUCCACUUUAACAAUGUUUCUUAAUAUCUAUUAAAUUGCUCAAUAAUAUGAAAUAUUACCAAAUAAUAAGCUUUUCAUUUGGUGCUUGCAUUUAUUCCUAAAUAUCACUCCCCUCUUAUAAAGCUGCUGCUUGUUUUUGCUGUAAGGCCACUGUUCAAACUCUAUUCCCACCCAGCUCCUGCAGCAUGACCAUCACAUAGAGAUUCACCACAUCACUUCUUGCAGCAAAAGCAUUUUUAGAUGGCUGGGCUGCAAUGAAAAGGUGUCAUAUUUUUAAAUGACCUAAGAGAGAGUCAAACAUCUUUUACUAAAAAUGUUUGGAUCUCACCCUCGGUUCCCCAUCUCCUUCGGCACCCGUGCAGUUCUGCCUCACAGAGGAAUCCUGCUUCAUUCAGCUUUUUUUCUUUUUUCUUUUUUAAAAUGAUAGCCCCAAAUAUAUAACAAUCACAUUGUACUUUCCUGGUAAGAAAUUACUGUCUCAAAUAUUUCAAUUCAUAGCCAGAAUUCUUCUUUUCUUCUUCUUUUUCUCACAACUUCCCAAGGAAAGUAAUUCUCACGGUGCUGGGGAGUUUUUAUGAUUGUCAGUGUUUUAAUUUUUGUUUCAUUGCAAGGCUAGAAAAAGAUUUGCAGAAAUACCUGUCCGCCCCCUGUGUGACCUCCGCUACCACUUUAGGAGUGACUGCAGAUAACGCCGCUGACAGUUUUUCCUCAAAGUCAGAAAAGUUAAUGUGGUGAUGCUCUUCAAAGGUUUGCACACAAGCAGGACUUCACUACAGGCCAAGCAGUACGGGAUGAAACACACCAGGUGUUAGCGAGGCAUUCAGAAUAUUUUAUUCCUCCCUUAGAAAUCUCUCUCUUCUAAGACACAGUGGGAAUCACUGAGGAUGUGCGGCCCUGCUGUUGGGUUCAAAAUCCACGCAGGAGGGGUUUUCCCCUCCAAAGCGCUCUAAAAUUGGUGAAAUCACACAGUUGCUUUGACAGCAUAAACCGUAUGGAGAUGUUAGUUGUGGUCUGAGAGAGGAGUCAAGCCAGGCUGAGGUUUGGUGCUCUGGUUCUGCAGCCACGGGCUGGUGGGUGGAAGGUGCAGGAGAACCUCUCUGAGACACCUCUGAGCCCAGAGGAACCCCCAGAAGUUGAUUGGAUUUCCCAGGGUAUCACCCUGUAUCAUUUUAUGAACUCCUUCAUGUAUAAAAUGUUUAUAAAUAUUUGUGGAUUAAGAUACACAGGUCUAUUUUUAAGAUUUAAGUUAAUUAAUGGCUGGCCUUUUUUGCCUAAACGUGCAAUGAGAUAUAUUAUACCUUUAGUCUACGAUGGCCUAGGUACUGCUUAGUCUGUGACGAAAACUUUGCUGCUUACCUACUGUUCUCAGAGAAAAAACUAUAAAAGACAUACAGGUUUGUUGCACACGGACUAUUGCAGCAAAGCUUUGUAUUUGACCACUGGUAAUAUGAAUGUGUUGUAUUGACUUGUUGAAGAUAAUCAUGAAACAACAUAUUUUAAUUGUUACUUGCCUUAUAGGUUAGAAUACAACUAUGUGGAUAUCAUUUUUGUAAAUAAUGUUUUUUAUAAAUGUCUUUCCUCCAUUUUCCCCGUCACCCAUCUCACAAAAUCUUGAAUAUGCAAUUAUUUACCACGCAUAAUGUUGCAACAAAUAAAUCCCCACGUCAGAACAAAGUUUAUUAAUCCUAUACAUAAGAAUCACAUUAAAUACCCAAUUCAGUUGCAAUUUAAAUGUGAUUUUUUUUUCCUUGAAAAUAAACAAAGCCCGUAAACCACUA
Columba livia (rock pigeon) is the source of this 7771-nucleotide messenger RNA. It is a transcript of the gene SGIP1, whose product is annotated as SH3GL interacting endocytic adaptor 1. Gene Ontology annotation, biological process: actin filament polymerization; clathrin-dependent endocytosis. Bases 291 to 2786 code for a protein of 831 amino acids. The transcript has 26 exons. Gene Ontology annotation, cellular component: cytoplasm; plasma membrane; actin filament. Gene Ontology annotation, molecular function: actin filament binding. NCBI's taxonomy places the organism in Eukaryota, Metazoa, Chordata, Aves, Columbiformes, Columbidae. The record is from RefSeq and is a predicted model, not a curated record.